UUGUUAGACGAUGAAGAGGUAGAAGAACUUGACGCGCGGCGACGGAGGCAGCAGCAGCGGCUUACCUAUGCGAUGCAAGCUGUCCGUGCUGUUCUCAGAGGUACCCUAUCAGAGGAUUUAUUUCUGCUCCUCGAUCGCAAGAGGACAGAAAGCCGUAUGAUCCGAGGCAUCCAGAAUUAUGUCAUCAACGUUGUGCCCAGAUACACAGACACACAAUUCAAAGAGCACUUCAGGAUGGACAGAAGCACUUUUGAGGUCCUGCUGCAGGUCACACAGGAGAGACUCACCACGGAAAGGACACCAAGGAUACCUCUCCAUACAAAGGUGUUAAUGGCUCUGUGGUUGCUUGGCAACCAAGAGUCCUUCCGAGGUGUUGCCGACCGUUUUGGAGUCAACAAGGGCUUGCUUCACUACAUUGUCAACAACAUCAUUGAACUUUGGGCAGGUGCAGCACCAGACUUUAUCCAGUGGCCUUUGUCACUGCAGGAUGUAGCCCACGAAUUCUACCGAAAGUGGCGGUUUCCUGGAGUUGUCGGUGCUGUGGACGGUUGCCAUAUCGCUAUCAAAGCCCCAGAGAAGGAGCAGGAUGCUUAUUACAACAGGAAAGAGUUCCACUCAAUCAUCCUGCAGGGGUGCUGUGAUAGCAACAUGGCAUUCACCCAUGUGCAUGCAGGCUCUCCAGGAAGAAUGCACGAUGCCAAAGUGUUCAGUGCAUCAGGCCUGGACAGGCUAGUAGAGAAGUUACCGGCAAACUUCCAUAUUCUUGGUGACUCGGCCUAUGCACUGUCUGUCGGACUCAUGCGACCUUACAGAAAUAAUGGCCAUCUAAGUGCACAAGAAAUAAAAUUCAAUGAAAGACUAGGUGCAGCAAGAUCAGUAAUUGAGCGUGCAUUCGCACAGCUAAAAGGUAAAUUCAGGCGGUUGAAAUACCUUGACAUGAAAGGCUCUGCACUCAUUAGUAAAUAUGUGCUGGCAUCAUGUGUUCUGCACAACAUCAUUCUUAUGUCAAAGGAUUCCUUUGAUUGUGAGAGCCUGGAGGAGGAAGGCGAUGACGACGAUCCAUCUUUUGAUGGGAACUCCACAGGAGUUUCGGAGAGCAGGGGCGCACUUAAGCGCCGAGCAGUAAUGUUGGCUUUGUAGAAA
Dermacentor andersoni is the source of this 1143-nucleotide messenger RNA. Its product is annotated as putative nuclease HARBI1. The record is from RefSeq and is a predicted model, not a curated record. NCBI's taxonomy places the organism in Eukaryota, Metazoa, Arthropoda, Arachnida, Ixodida, Ixodidae.